Messenger RNA from Bathycoccus prasinos, 804 nucleotides. RefSeq lists its product with no specific name. The transcript is spliced from 2 exons. Bases 1 to 804 code for a protein of 267 amino acids. Gene Ontology annotation, molecular function: protein binding. Lineage: Eukaryota; Viridiplantae; Chlorophyta; Mamiellophyceae; Mamiellales; Bathycoccaceae. The record is from RefSeq and is a predicted model, not a curated record.
AUGUCGAGCGAAGAGGUGGUCGAGGAAAACAACGCGCUGUGGAGGUUGUUUCAAAACGCCGGAGAGUUUUCGGGAGGCGUGUGUCGCGAUGUCGUGGAGAAACACGUGCUUCCGAGAUUGAAUUCGAACGAUGUGAAAUUCUUGUACGGAGUGAAUACGGAGACGAGAAAGUUGAUUAAGAGAUCGUCUCGCAAGGGGGAGUUGAAGGAGAGGUUUAUACCGAGUGACUGGGAUGAAACAUGGUUUUGCAUUCGAGUUGCUCAAACGAAUAAACUCGAGUUGCUCAAGUGGGCGCGAGAGGAGAAAAAGUGUGAGUGGAAUGGAAAGACGAUUAAUGCGGCCGCAGGUCAAGGUAAUCUGGAAAUGAUAAAGUAUUGCGUUGCAAAUGAGUGUCCUAUCGAUAAGAUCGCGUGUGCAUACGCUGCCGAAAGCGGUAAUCUCGAGAUACUCAAAUACUUACGGGAAGAAGUCGAAGCGCCUUGGGGGUGGAGAACUGCCAUUUUGGCGGCUGAAAAUGGUCAUCUUCAUAUACUCGAAUACCUUGUUGAGCGAAAGUAUGAUCAAUACGACGAAGGAGCGUGUGAGGGUGCGGCCACGUUCGGCCACUUGGACUGUUUGAAGUACUUGCACGAAACCGCCAAAGCACCGUGGAGCUAUUUGGCCGUACAUAACGCGCACUACAACAAACACCCCGAAUGUUUACAAUACCUCCUCGACAAUAACUGUCCUCUCCCACGCGGUUGGCGAUACGAAGGAGGAGUGUUACGCAGGUGGUCGGAUACACAAAGAGAAAGAGAGAGAUAA